This is a messenger RNA of Triticum aestivum (bread wheat), 1157 nucleotides long. RefSeq lists its product as uncharacterized. The coding region runs from base 431 to 982 and encodes 183 amino acids. The transcript is spliced from 5 exons. Lineage: Eukaryota; Viridiplantae; Streptophyta; Magnoliopsida; Poales; Poaceae. The record is from RefSeq and is a predicted model, not a curated record.
AGGGAGGGAGAUCCAACGCGAUCCAGCCUCGGUCUCCGCUGCCUCGGCCUCGCGCCUCGCCGGAGCAGCUCCGCCGUCGACUGAAGUCCCGCAGGUCGACGUGUUCCCCCGCUCUUCUUCCUCCCUCAGUUUGUGUCUCCCUUUUUUUCUCUCAAGUCUCAAUCCCCUUUGUACUUCUCUGUGCAAGGAGGCCGCCAUGGACGCCUGAGAUCCUCUGCUCCGACCCACAACCCGGCGGCCUUGCCGACGUCGUCGCCCUGGUGAGCCGCAACCUCGAUGGAGGUCCGGCUUCGGAUCCGAGCCGCAGGCACCCACCCGUCGUUUUCGUGCUUCCGCUCCUGCUCCGUCGUUGUCACGCGACCAUCUUGACUCCCUCCCGCAUGCACGAGCAGCAGGAAGAUGCGGUUCUUCGUCAAGACCUCAUAGGGUCAUGAGGGAAGAUAUACCAUAUAUAUUCACUCCUCAAGGGAAGCUGGAACCUGCAAAACGCAAGAAAGGGUUGUUGUGUGUUGCGUCCUCGCCAUGUCUGGACAUCAAGGUUGGGCAGACCUACCAGAUGUCCUGCUUCAUUCGAUUGUUGCUCUGCUGGGCUCCUUCUCUGACCUUCUUGCCUUCGCGGAUGAGCACCAGAUCGGCGUCGACGUGUGUGCCCGCAAGGUCGUGGGUUGCGAGGUCUAUGAGCUGGUUGAGCCACCGCGCGAAGACAUCACUUCCCGCUUCGUUCACGCUUGGCCGCUGCCACCGGCUCUCUGCUCAGCUGCAAGACAGAGACACGCCACCAUGCGAUGAUUCUUCUUCCACUCGCAGGCCUCCCACUCCAGUAACUCUUUUUCUGCUCCAGCAUAGCAUAGCUGGUGAUUUGUUUCUUGGAAUUUGGAAGAGGAAGACGAUGAAGCGUGGUGGUUAUCUAUCAAUAUGCCUUGUGUUCUGGUUGUACUUCAUAGCUAGUUUCAUUGUAUUUUGUACUGGUCUGGUUGUAUGAACAGUAUGUAAAGAUUGUAAUAGGCUACACUUAUUGGUCUGGUUGUAUUUUGUACUGGUCUGGUUGUACUGGUAUGGUCAUUUCAAGUAUAUAGUUUUGUUUCAUUUGAAAUAUUUGUCAUGAAAUAGUUCUGUUUCUUUGUACUGUGAAAAUGUGAGAAAUAAAAGUUGAUGAG